This is a messenger RNA of Aphis gossypii (cotton aphid), 1094 nucleotides long. Its product is annotated as peptidyl-prolyl cis-trans isomerase-like. Lineage: Eukaryota; Metazoa; Arthropoda; Insecta; Hemiptera; Aphididae. The coding region runs from base 307 to 936 and encodes 209 amino acids. Gene Ontology annotation, cellular component: intracellular membrane-bounded organelle. Gene Ontology annotation, biological process: protein peptidyl-prolyl isomerization; protein folding. Gene Ontology annotation, molecular function: peptidyl-prolyl cis-trans isomerase activity. The transcript is spliced from 3 exons. The record is from RefSeq and is a predicted model, not a curated record.
ACGCCGACUCAGCCAGCGUAACGACAAUCGGCAAGUUGCCUAAAAACUUAAAUAACGGGGAACGGACAUUAAGUAUUUGAGUUUAAAAGUAUUAACAGCCUGCUGUUUAUCGACGUACUGCUACUGUAUUUGACAUUUUGACCCCGUCACGAUGACCUAAGGACCGGCGUUUUACGAAUGUAAAUCAUGAUAGGCGCGCGCGCCGCGCACAGUCGCUAGUCAGCAGUCGCUAACGAGUUUCCAUUCUCCUUGGACGUUGUAGCGUCUGUGUGCUGUAUAACCUCGAAACCGGACGAAAGCAACACAAUGGCGUCCACCACGUUUCGCUUGUUCACCCGCCGACAAUUCCAGUACUGCUCCGCUCCGAAUCACUCGUACACCGGAGGUCUUGCUUCAUUCCUUUUAUACUCAACGAAAUCAAAAGCUUCAUCUACCAAGAUGAGUCUCCCGAAAGUGUUCUUCGACAUGAGUGCCGAUGGUGAGCAAUUGGGCCGCAUCACUAUCGAGCUCCGCAGUGAUGUAGUACCAAAAACAGCCGAAAAUUUCCGUGCUUUGUGUACAGGCGAAAAAGGUUUUGGAUAUAAAGGAAGCAUUUUCCACCGUGUCAUUCCCAACUUCAUGUGCCAAGGUGGAGAUUUCACUAACCAUAAUGGCACUGGAGGAAAAUCCAUCUAUGGAAACAAGUUUGAAGAUGAGAACUUCACAUUGAAGCACACCGGUCCAGGUAUCCUGUCUAUGGCCAAUGCUGGGGCCAAUACAAAUGGUAGUCAAUUUUUCAUUACCACUGUUAAGACAUCGUGGUUGGACACCAAACAUGUAGUUUUUGGUGCCAUCGUUGAUGGUAUGGAUGUUGUCAAGAAAAUCGAGUCCUAUGGUACUCAGAGUGGUAAAACUACCAAAAAGAUCACUGUCGCCAAUUGUGGACAAUUGAGUUAAUUUUUUUGUUUUACAUUUAAAUGUCAAACGUAUCAAUUGAAUAAUUUGGAACAAUAAUUAAUGUCAAAUAUGUGGUCUACUUAAAAAUGUUUAAUGCAUUUAUCUGUGUGGUAUUCUGGAUACACAAAUUGAUAAUACAUUCUAAAUAGUUAAUAUUA